AUGGCCAAACAUCGAUUAGACCUUUUAGGAAAGAGGUUAAAGAAAGACCCAACUUUGCGUCAGAAAUAUACAGAAGGUAUCAGAGACUCUUUGCUGAAAGGAUACGCAGAAGAGGUCAUUGACCUCGACAAAGAAGAGGGUUGUGUGUGGUAUCUGCCACAUCACCCAGUGCUACAUCCACGCAAGCCCGAGAAGGUUCGUAUUGUCUUUGAUUGUGCAGCACGGUACCAAGGUACUUCAUUAAAUGAUCAUGUUCACCAAGGCCCAGACCUUACCAACAAGCUACUUGGAGUUCUUCUCAAGUUCAGGCAAGAACCAGUUGCUCUGAAUGCAGACAUCGAGAGCAUGUAUUAUCAAGUCCGAGUACCACCAGCUGAAAGAGAUGUGCUUCGCUUUUUGUGGUGGGAAUAUGACGACCCAGACAAACCACCUAAACAUUAUCGUAUGACUGCACACCUUUUUGGAGGUGUCUGGAGUCCUAGUGCUGCAAAUUUUGCUUUGCAACGAGUGGCUGAAGACAACUCUGGAAACUUCUCUGAUGUCACUGUGGAAACGGUGAGGCGAAACUUCUACGUCGAUGAUUGUCUUAAGUCGGUAUCAACAGAGGAGAUUGCCAUCAAACUUGCUUCCGAACUCCGGGAAAUGCUCGCCUGUGGAGGCUUUAGAUUAACCAAGUGGUUAAGCAAUUCCAAGGAAGUGAUGAAAUCAAUACCAGCCGAGGACUGGGCAAAAUCACUGCAUGAGGUAAACCUAGACCAAGAGGAUUUGCCAUUUGAACGAACACUGGGCGUUCUUUGGGAUGUGCAAAGAGAUUGCUUCACUUUUGACAUCAAGGCAGUGGACAAACUUGUAACAAAAAGAGGAGUAUUGAGCACUACCAGUUCUAUCUAUGAUCCUUUAGGAUUUGCAAGCCCCUUUGUACUCAAAGCAAAGGCGAUCUUUCAAGAGUUGUGCCGCAUGAAAGUCGACUGGGAUGAGGAGUUACCGCUGGACAUGGCUGCACAGUGGCGCAGAUGGUUAAAUGACUUGCCUCUGUUGUCAGCACUGACAAUUCCAAGAUGUCUCAGACCAACAUCCACUAGUUGCUUGUUAGCUACCCAGCUCCAUCACUUUUCCGAUGCUUCAGAACUGGCUUAUGGUGCUGUUUCAUACAUCAGGAUUGGUGGCACUUGCAGGCUGGUGAUGUCAAAGGCCAGACUUGCACCAAUCAAGCCAGUUAGUAUACCACGAUUGGAGCUACUAGCAGCGGUAGUUGCUACAGAGCUGGAUCAGCAUAUCAAGCGCCACUUGGAAAUUCCAAUUGAAAGGACUUUCUUUUGGACAGACAGUACUAUCGUACUUCAAUACAUCAACAACAAGCAUUGUCGUUUUAAGACCUUCGUCGCAAACCGCAUUUCAAAAAUACAUGAGAGUUCAGAACCAUGCCAGUGGAGACACAUUGAUUCUGCUUCUAACCCUGCGGAUGAUGUCUCUCGAGGAAUGAAUAUGGGAGAGAUUUUGUCGAGUGAACAGUGGGUAUCUGGUCCGCGCUUUCUACAACUUGAGGAGGAAUACUGGCCUGCUCAACCGAUCAUAAAUGAUUUGCCGGAGGAAGCAGAGGUCAAAGGAGCCAAAGAAAUCUAUGCAGCUAACGUAAAACCAAACCAAGUGAUGAAAAAUGCAAUAGACAGACUACUGGAGCGAUACUCCAGUUGGCAUCGAUUAAAAAGGGCUACUGCUAUCCUGUUGCGUGUCAAGGCUUUGUUACGCAAGAAAACAAGAGUGCAUCUUUCUGACCCCAUCACUGUUUGUGAGCUCCAACAAGCAGAGUUAGCCAUUCUCAACCAGAUACAAACUGCAUCUUUUGGAUCUUCUCAAGUCAAAACCAGUUCCCUUCUCAAGCUUAAACCCUUUAAGGAGGAGAAUAACCAACUCCUUCGUGUGGGAGGGAGACUAACACAUGCCCCAAUUCCUUUUGAGGCUAAACAUCCAGUGAUCCUACCUAACAAUCAUCACAUCACCCAGCUGAUUAUCAGUCAUUACCAUCUUCGCUUGGGUCAUGCAGGUCCAGAGCGGGUACUUACGGAAAUUCGGCAACGUUUCUGGAUAAUAAAGGGACGUGCUGUCAUCAAUCGAACUCUCAAGUCAUGUCUACAGUGUCGCAAGUUAAGAGCCAAGCCACAAAUCCAGCAAAUGGCAGACUUGCCCGACUCUAGAGUAACACCAGGUGAGCCUCCAUUCACUCGUGUGGGCGUAGACUACUUCGGGCCAUUCUUGAUUAAGAAGGCUCGCAGUGAACUCAAGAGGUAUGGAUGUUUGUUUACAUGUCUCACUACGAGAGCCAUCCACUUGGAAGUUGCGCACACUCUCGAUACUGACUCAUUCAUCAAUGCUUUACAGCGAUUUAUCGCUAGGAGAGGCCCACCCACAGAAAUGCGCUCGGAUAACGGGACUAAUUUUGUCGGUGGAUUACGAGAGUUGCGGAAAGCCAUUAGUGAAUGGAAUCAACAAAGGAUUUCUGAUUAUCUGCUACAGAAGAAUGUAAAAUGGAUCUUUAAUCCACCUGCCGCCUCCCACAUGGGUGGUGUUUGGGAGCGACAAAUUCGCACCGUCCGUUCCAUUCUAAGCAUUGUCCUAGCACAGCAGGCACCAGAUGAUGAGGGGUUGACAACACUGUUUUGCUGUGUUGAGUCUAUUGUCAAUGGUAGACCAAUCACUAAACUCUCAGACGACCCAACAGAUCCUCUACCACUCACACCAAAUCAUCUGUUGUUACUCCGUUCUGGUCCAAUUCUACCUCCAGGAGCCUUCAUAAAACAAGACGUCUACAGACGUAGAUGGCGCCAGGUGCAAUAUCUGGCAGAUGUCUUCUGGUGCAGAUGGCUCAAGGAGUAUUUACCUGCAUUGCAGCAGCGUCAAAAAUGGCUACAACCAAAGCGGAAUCUUCAAAUAGGAGAUCUUGUGCUUAUUCUGCAAGAAAACACACCACGCAAUCACUGGCCAUUAGGUCUGAUUACUCAAGUAUAUCCAGGUGCAGAUGGACUUGUGCGUACUGUGGAAGUGAAAACACAGGCAGGUGUCUUCAACCGUCCGGCUGACAAAAUCUGCCUCCUGGAAGCCAGUCUUAGUUGACUUUCUCAGUUGAAAUAGCUUAAUGGAGACAUCACCCUUCCUUUGUUUGAAUGACCUGUUCGGGUCAUUGGGGCCGGGAUGUUGGGUGCUGCCCCUUUAAGGACGCUAGUACAGUGUGCUCAGGGGAUUGAUUAGAAAAAAAAAGUUAGUUAGAGAGAAAAAAGGACACUGAGAGAAAAGAUAUGUUGUUAUGUUAAACCUUGCUAGACCAAUAGUAAAAUUCUAGUUUAAAAAAUAAUAAUAACAAAACUAUAUAUUCCCCAGCGUGGUGAGUGAUUUAUGUUAAGUGAAUUGAUAUUUUUUGAGUUGUUAUUUAGUUCGCUAUUUGCAAUUAGCGCCGAAGCGCCUAAACGGCUAAUGCUAAUGCAUAUAUAUGUUGUUUAGACGUUUGCCGGUUUGUAUUGUUUGUCGGGAUGUUCAAGCAAUAUAUGUUGUAUUUAGUACUAAAUUGCAUUUAGUUCUAAAUUGCAUUUGGUUAUGUGGGCAAUACUGCUUUAGUAAUUUUGAGUUGUUUGUGUUUUGCAGUUUGACCACACACACACGCAUGUACACAUGUAUACACACAUAAAUGUAAAAAACCAACAACACCCAAAACAACAAAUUCUGAGAAUUAAAC
Molecule: messenger RNA, 3727 nt
Organism: Tachysurus fulvidraco (yellow catfish)
Lineage: Eukaryota; Metazoa; Chordata; Actinopteri; Siluriformes; Bagridae
Exons: 1
Coding region: 1-3111 (1036 amino acids)
Biological process (GO): DNA integration
Molecular function (GO): nucleic acid binding
Source: RefSeq, a predicted model, not a curated record